This is a messenger RNA of Oxyura jamaicensis (ruddy duck), 1287 nucleotides long. It is a transcript of the gene RNF121, whose product is annotated as ring finger protein 121. The record is from RefSeq and is a predicted model, not a curated record. Gene Ontology annotation, molecular function: metal ion binding; ubiquitin protein ligase activity. The coding region runs from base 40 to 1017 and encodes 325 amino acids. Lineage: Eukaryota; Metazoa; Chordata; Aves; Anseriformes; Anatidae. The transcript is spliced from 9 exons. Gene Ontology annotation, cellular component: Golgi membrane; endoplasmic reticulum membrane.
GGGGAGGGGGGGACUUAGCGGAGGGAGGGGGGGGGCAAGAUGGCGGCGGUGCUGGAGGUGGAGGUCGGCGGCCCCGGCGAGCGCGACGGGGAGGAGGUCGACCUCUCACACUUGUCCCCCGAAGAGAGAUGGAGGGUGGAGCACGCGCGGAUGCACGCCAAGCACCGCGGUCACGAGGCGAUGCACGCCGAAAUGGUCCUCAUCCUGAUCGCCACGCUGGUGGUGGCGCAGCUCCUGCUGGUUCAGUGGAAGCAGAGGCACCCCCGCUCCUACAACAUGGUGACCCUGUUCCAGAUGUGGGUGGUGCCCCUGUACUUCACGGUGAAGCUGUACUGGUGGCGCUUCUUGGUCAUCUGGCUGCUCUUCUCCGCCGUCACAGCUUUCGUCACCUUCAGGGCAACCCGAAAACCGCUGGUACAGACGACGCCCAGGCUGGUUUACAAGUGGUUUCUGCUAAUAUACAAGAUCAGCUACGCCACUGGGAUCGUGGGGUACAUGGCUGUGAUGUUCACGCUUUUUGGUCUUAACUUAUUGUUCAGAAUCAAACCAGAAGAUGCGAUGGACUUCGGCAUCUCCCUCCUCUUCUACGGUCUUUACUACGGGGUCCUGGAGCGGGACUUUGCCGAGAUGUGUGCAGAUUACAUGGCCUCGACGAUCGGGUUCUACAGCGCCUCGGGGAUGCCCACCAAGCACCUCUCCGACAGCGUCUGCGCCGUCUGCGGCCAGCAGAUCUUCGUGGAUGUCAACGAGGAGGGGAUCAUCGAGAACACCUAUCGCCUCUCCUGCAAUCACGUGUUUCACGAGUUCUGCAUCCGCGGCUGGUGCAUCGUCGGGAAGAAGCAGACGUGUCCAUACUGCAAAGAGAAGGUGGAUCUCAAGAGGAUGUUCAGUAACCCCUGGGAGAGGCCGCACGUCAUGUACGGGCAGCUGCUGGACUGGCUGCGCUACCUGGUGGCCUGGCAGCCGGUCAUCAUCGGACUGGUCCAGGGCAUCAACUACAUCCUGGGCCUGGAGUAAGGGAAGGCGGCGGGCAGCCGUGGAGCCACGCGAGGCCACGGGCCGGGGGCAGAGGACAGCAGCCGGCCGGAUCCGUCGCAUCUCGGCCGCCCCCGAGGACCGCGGCACCGAGGACUCGUCCCUGGGGCGACCCCCAGCCAAGCAGCUCCCGCUAGGGCCCCGGGGGAGCCUGGUUUUUUAAAAGCAAUUAUUUUAAUGCGCGUAUUUAAAACUUUCUAUUGCAGACGAAGAGACGGGUGGCCCCGUGUCCCAGCCCUGGGGCCUGCUCCU